AUGACGCUGGACAGGCCUUCGAAAUGCUGCCCUACAGGGCAGACCCACCUGCUUCCGCCACGAAGAGCCAACUCAGUGAGGCUGGCUUUUUUCAACUCCCUUUCCCUGUUCGUAUGUUUGGGUUCAGGUGAGUUAGAAGAGGCUUUUGAACCCUUCCACCCAAGGAAACCUUAUUUCACUUUGUUACUCAAACGUCCUAGAACGUCAGAUGUGUCCAUCUCUAAGGUACUCUGGGGCCAGUGUGGAUUAAUGAAUAUAUGCACCUUUCUGACAGUAUCUCAUUUUAUUGAAGAAAACUAG
Molecule: messenger RNA, 300 nt
Organism: Rangifer tarandus platyrhynchus (Svalbard reindeer)
Lineage: Eukaryota; Metazoa; Chordata; Mammalia; Artiodactyla; Cervidae
Source: the annotation of a GenBank genome assembly